AAUAGAGGAGACUAUUGGAGAGAUGGCACAACGGAUUUUACAGGAUAAACUUACUAUUAAAGAUGUAAGAGCUGAAGCUUAUGCCUUAGCCCUAUCAGCAAAAAAUGCUAAUGCUAGUUCAUCACAUAUUUUCCGGCUUCAAAGAGAAUUAAGAAAUAUUGAUAUUACAGAAGAAGCUAACAAAAUCCAGAUGAACAAUCAGAAAAAGGCUGAAACUAAACGUAUUGAUUAUCCAAAUGAAUUUACAUUAGAAUCGGUUAAGGAAAGAUUAGAUGCGUAUGAUAUUAAAACUUUACCUAAUUAUCAGGCUCUUGCAAAUGUCAUGGUGAUGCUUUGUAUCCGUCCUGCUGAACUUAGAACUUUACGUAUUAUAGAUGCCGGAGUAACAGGAUAUGCGAAGAAUCGGGGUCAACCAGAUAUACCUAGAAAAUUUAGAUCUAUGGAAAAAAACCAAGAACGUGCCAGAGAAUUACUCACUUGGAUAUAG
Molecule: messenger RNA, 487 nt
Organism: Dentiscutata erythropus
Lineage: Eukaryota; Fungi; Glomeromycota; Glomeromycetes; Diversisporales; Gigasporaceae
Source: the annotation of a GenBank genome assembly